This is a messenger RNA of Ictalurus furcatus (blue catfish), 2426 nucleotides long. Its product is annotated as cystine/glutamate transporter-like. The transcript has 10 exons. The coding region runs from base 57 to 1310 and encodes 417 amino acids. The record is from RefSeq and is a predicted model, not a curated record. Gene Ontology annotation, cellular component: membrane. Gene Ontology annotation, biological process: amino acid transmembrane transport. NCBI's taxonomy places the organism in Eukaryota, Metazoa, Chordata, Actinopteri, Siluriformes, Ictaluridae. Gene Ontology annotation, molecular function: L-amino acid transmembrane transporter activity.
UUGGCUUGUUGUUCAACUCCACAGCAGAAGUUUCUGCUCUCUCUGAGGAGCGGGACAUGUCUGUUGUGAGGGGAACUAAAGCAAAGAUGGCGAGCCAGAAAGAGGAGUGUGAAGGGAAGGAAGAUCGGGUUCAUCUGGGACGCAGCAUUAGUCUGGUGCCUGCAGUCUCCUUCAUCAUGGGCACCAUGAUUGGCAGCGGGAUCUUCAUCACUCCCAAAGGAGUGCACAUCAAUACAGGCAGUGUGGGACUCUCCCUAGUGGUCUGGGCGCUCUGUGGACUCCUCUCCACAUUUGGUGCCUUGUGCUAUGCUGAGUUGGGGACCAGUUUCAAAAAGUCUGGUGGCCAUUACACAUAUUUACUUGAGACCCUUGGGCCACUUCCUGCUUUCCUGAUGCUUUGGUCCGAGUUCAUUUUCAUCAGACCUGCAGUGACUGGGUAUAUUGCACUGGCUUUUGGACACUAUGUCAUAGAACCUUUUUUCACGCCAUGCCAAGCUCCUCUACUAUUAAUCAAAGUGGCCAGUUUUCUUGGAAUGACACUUUUGGUGGCAGUGAACUGCUGGAGUGUAUCACUGUCCUCUUGUACACAGGUCAUCCUCUUGAUCAUUAAGCUCCUUAGUCUGGUUCUGAUCAUUGUCCCAGGAAUUGUGGCUCUGGCCAAAGGCCAAACCGAAAACUUCCAGAAUGGUUUUAACUUCGAGGCGCUCACACUGACAAAGCUGCCUUUAGCCUUCUACGCAGGACUUUAUGCCUAUUCUGGAUGGUUUUCAUUAAACUUUGUGACAGAGGAGGUUAUCAAUCCAAAAAGAAAUAUUCCAUUGGCCAUCAUUUUGUCCAUGAUCACAGUUACUACAUUAUACGUGCUGGUGAAUGUAGCGUAUUAUACUAUGAUGACCGAAAACGAGCUGCUGAUAUCCGAUGCCGUAGCAGUGACUUUCGCCAGCAAAGCUCUGCCCAGGAUGGCAUCACUGGUGCCCAUACUGGUGGCCAUGUCCUGUCUUGGGACCAUGAACGCAGGGAUCUUUUCAGUACCGAGAAUGUUAUUUGUGGCUGCCAGAGAGGGACAAUGGCCAACCCUGUUUUCCAUGAUACACAUACGAAGAAAGACACCAAUGCCUGCUGUACUAUUGCUGAUUACUACACUAACCAACUUCAGGUCUUGUUGGAGGUGGUACAGCAAGAGGUUCAGACCUACUGAAGGAGCCAAACAUUACACUAAGGGGCGGGCGCUAAACACAGACACCCUAAAAUUAUCAACAAACCAUCCAACAACCUCUCAACUGACUGCCAUGAACAAGCCUGUCAACUGAUUCUCAACAAGAUGUGAACAAAUGUUUAGUAAUAAUAGAGUAACAGUAGUAGAGCGAGUAACCUGACCUUCAACUAAAUACCUGUAGAGCCUGUGGCCUAGAGAAUGUAUCAGUAACAUCUCUGUUGAUUCGUAUUCAUGUAAUUACAAGCAACCUCAAAUACUAACCAUGGAAUCCCAACCAGCAAUCACUAGACAUUUAACUGUGACUAUUAUCAUAGAAUCAGAAAUGUAGUGGUACACUGACGGCAUUGUUUUCUGCCAAGUCCUUGGACUUGACCUUUCAGUCUUCUGAUUUAUAAUGCGUAUAUCUUCAGUGACAAAAUGAUACUGACAGUGCACUGUGAAAGAAAAGAAUAUAAGAGUAAACGUGUUUGGUUUUUUUUUUGCUAUAUUAAAAUGGCAUCACUGUUCCAUGCACAUUAUGGCCUUUCAGUUAAUGUGAAUUCAAUUAAAAUGAUUUUUUUUUAAAAAAAAUAAAUAAAUAAAUAAAAGCUUAAUAUAGCUUAACUGUUCCGUUACCUGUAUUAAAUCUUUAUAUUUCAGAUCGUUAUUAAAACUUUAUACUAUUAGGGAAUGGAUUAGUAAUGAAUAAGAAAAGUAAAUGAAUAAACACAUACAUGUUCUAGAAUCUCUUUUAUUAUAUAGUGUAGGUAAAAGGCUGUGUGUGUAUGUGUGUGUAUGUGUGUGGGUAAAGGAAUACAGCAACAUUUUAAAACUAUAAUCUAUUUAUAUUGACAAGACCUUUUUCUCUUCACUAAGGAAACUCAAGCUUUACUAAUAACGGGUCUCGUUUAUCAAGCUGGAUACGAGCGAAUUCUUUCAGAAAUCAUUCAUAAGAGCAUUUACAAUUUGGUAUUCCUGUCAUUUUCUGGGGGAAAGAAAAAAUACCGUCGUAUCCUGCAAGGGCUUCUGAGUUUGUGCAAAUGUCCAUAUAAGGAAAUAGGCUUUAAAUGAUAUAACUGGUAUGGGGUUAGCGCAGUUUUAUACAUGGCUCUCACUGUCAAUUGUAGAUAGAUAGAUAACUGAUAUAUUUCCAUUACACACAAAUGUUUUAUGGAAAUUUUGUGAAACCAAGUCAUUUCAUUUUAAUUGUUUGCCUCACACCUCCAGGGUU